Molecule: messenger RNA, 438 nt
Organism: Echinostoma caproni
Lineage: Eukaryota; Metazoa; Platyhelminthes; Trematoda; Plagiorchiida; Echinostomatidae
Source: the annotation of a GenBank genome assembly
GGUAAGGGUCUCGCGGAUGAUCGUCGUUUAGAAGAUCUGUCCGAAGUGGCCGACGGAGGCAAGGUUACAUUGUAUCUGCGAGACUUGGGACCACAGAUUGGCUGGCGCACUGUGUUCUUAGCUGAGUACAGUGGGCCGUUGGUGAUCUAUUUUACCAUGUGGGCCCUUCGACAACCAGAAUUACAAAAUCCGUUCUUUGAACCGGUUCAGACACAUAUAGGACUCCGACGACUUGCCUGUUUGUGCUGGUGCGGGCACUAUACGAAACGAAUUUUGGAGACGUUGUUUGUGCACCGGUUCUCACAUGCGACCAUGCCACUGUUCAAUGUGUUUCGGAACUGCGGCUACUACUUUGGAUUCGCGUUAUUUGUCAGCUAUUUUGUCAAUCAUCCGUUGUAUACUUUACCCAGUAAGUUGCCUUUCUCAUCUUUCUCAUAA